Molecule: messenger RNA, 4341 nt
Organism: Tilletiopsis washingtonensis
Lineage: Eukaryota; Fungi; Basidiomycota; Exobasidiomycetes; Entylomatales
Exons: 8
Coding region: 131-4096 (1321 amino acids)
Biological process (GO): regulation of GTPase activity
Source: RefSeq, a predicted model, not a curated record
GGCCCCCGUCGCUCGUCUCUUCUCUCCGUCUCGCUAAUUCUCAUCACCCCUGCUCACCUCUUCCUCCUCGCUCCCGCUCCUCGCCUGAGCCCUCAGCGCUGCCCAUACUGGACGCAGCAGCAGCGCGCCCAUGAGCGCGCCGCCGACGCGCGUCGUGCCCUCGCUCUUCCUGCCCAUCGCCAGCAGCAGCUCGAGCCAGGCCGGCGGCGCCAGCAGCUCCAGCACCGCUCGCUCCUCUACCAUGCCGUCGCCCAUCGCCCGCACGGCCGGCGCUGCGUCGCCCACGCCCGCCCCGACACACGGGGCAGAGGCGACGCUCGCCGUGCACAUCUGGUGUGUGCCGGCCGCCUCGGGCAGCUCCGCCCUCUCGCGAGCGCCGCUGCUGCGCGAGGUGCCGCAGGUGCGGCGCAAGCUCACCAAGCGCGACUCGCGUGCGCCGCCGGGCUCCAGCGGCGGGCUGCAGCCGCACCAUCUGCACCACCAGCAGAUCGACGAGGCCGAUGCUGGGUGGAGCACGGCGGACAGGGAGGGCGCGGGAAAGUCAGGCCUUGGCUUUGCGGGCAUCAAGGGCGCGACUGGCUGGCUGAGAGAGAAGCCGAGCCGGACGAAGCUGGCAAUGCCAAGCGCAGAGGCAUCGGGCGGCAAGGCCGGCUGGAAACGCGCCACGAUCCUGUUCCGGGACGAUGGGAUUCUGAGCAUCUUUGGAGAGGAUCGCGCACUGCUGCACUCGAUCCAUGCACCGUCACUGCAGACGAGCGACGUGCGUCGCGUCGACGACUCGCUCUUCACCAAGCCGCACGUGCUCGGCAUCUUCUCUCUGCCUUCCGUCUUCUCCACCUCUGGCGCCCGGACGCCAGCAGCGGCCACAAGGAUAGCGCAUGCCUCGAGCUCCAACGAGGCGCUGAACGCAUCGGAGAAGGCAGCUCGAGCCGAGCCCAUCUACCUCUGCUUCCCCUCGCGCGCCAAGCUGCUGCGCUGGCGCUCGCUGCUGCGCACGUUUGCCGAGCCCGAGCUCUACGGACCCUCGGGCAGCAGUACGCCGACACACCGACGCUAUCGGCAGCUCGACAUGACCGUCUUUGAGGCGCGCUUCCCCAACACUUCGCGCGCGCCGCUGCCGUUGCCAGACUACGGGCGCUCGCACGCCAGCUCUGGUAAGGCCAAGGGCCUGGCGCGACGCCUGAGGCGCAGAGAAGACGAGGAGGCGGAGGACGUCGUGGCAUUCGGCGACGAGCCAGGGCACCUGAAUGAUCUGCCUCCCGGCGCAGAAGUCUUCGGCAGUCCAACGGCAGCCAGCAUCUCCUCGCCGGCACUGGCGGCGGAGAAGCAGAUGAGCUCGCUGGCGCGCUUCUCUGCCUCGCUGCGACGCUCGACUUCGAUCGACAGUUUCGGCCCGAGCGAGAAUGGCCGCGCUGGGGGCUCUAUCUCGCCCAUCGCCGCUGGACCCGGCUCAGAUAGUGAGGAAGAGAUGAGCGGCCCAAUCUCCGGCCUGACCGGCGCAGCGCGCACGGCUGCUACGGCUGCCAUGCCAGCUGGCAUGCCGCCUUCGCGCAGCCAACGAAGCCUAGGCGAGACUGCCGGUCCUAGCACGGCACCCACUUUCACCGCCUGCUACUGCCUCGUCCUACUCGACGGCGCCGUUGUGGCUCGCACCAAGGUACGCGCAAGCGGCACGGGCUCCAUCGUCUGGGUCGAGAAGUUCUGCAUGGCCGAGGUACCGUCUCUCUCCUCGUUGCAAGUCGACGUCAUCUGCAGUCAGCGCACAGGCAAGUACUCGUUGCUCGGCUCGGUCGACAUUCCGAUAGAGACGAUGCGCAGAGGAGAAGAUGUGGAGGGCUGGUUCCCGAUUUGGGCCCAACGACGCGUGGAUGAUGCGGCUGCGGCAAACGCGCGCUCGGACUUGAGCUACGGCCGCGAGAUGAUUGGAGAACUCAAAAUGGUCAUCCGCGUGCGCGAAGAGACUAUCCUCGCUCGCACCAAGUAUCAGGGCGUCGAGAAGGCUCUGAAUGCGCCAAAUUGCGUCUCUCUCGUACGCGCGCUCUCCAAGGAGCUCGAGGAGGACCGGCUCAUCACACAUCUCGUCGACAUCUGGACGAGCUCAGGCACCAUCGUGCAGCGUCUCGCGGACCUGGCCGACGUCGAGAGCAGUGCGUUUGGCGACAAGCUUGAGCCUGAGCUUCUCUUCCGAGGCAACACGCUGCUCUCUCGCAGUCUAGACAAGUUCCAGCGGCUGUAUUGCUCGGGCUGGCUAGACGUGUCCGUGGGCAGCAUCGUUCGACGCAUCGUCGAGGAGCGCAUCUGGCUUGAGGCCGACGAAGAGGCAUCGCAUCGCGGAAUGUUCAGCUCGGACGCUCGACCUGGCACUGCUUCGGGACAAGCUGCAGGCGGCGAGUCCAUCAGCACGAGCAUGAGUCGCUCGUCGACGCACUCUAGCGAGGGCGGACCUGCAGAUGCCUCGCGGGGAGGCGCACUGGAGCAGCUGAAGCGUCUCUGCGUCGAGGUGUGGGAGAGCAUCUACAGGAACCGGCAUGCCUGUCCGCAUGAUCUGCGCCGCGCUCUCAACCACAUCCGCACGACGGUCAAUGCGCGCUUCAACGGCGUCAAGCAGCCUGGUCCCGGCUUUCAGGGUGUCGGUGCCUUCGUCUUUCUGCGCCUCAUCUGUCCGGCUAUUACGACGCCGCACUUGUACGGCCUGACUGCGGUGGCGCCCGAUAUCCGCAGCGCCAAGACGCUGAUGCUGAUCGCCAAGGUCUUCCUGGCACUGGCGAACAAGCGCCCGGCGUUCGACAAGGACAAGGAGCCGUGGCUCGUGCAAGUCAACGACUUUCUGCGCACGCAGGGCGCUGCAUUUGACGACUACAUCACUGCCGUCUCGACGCGGCCGCCCGAAGAGAUGCAGAGCAAGUCGAUGCCUCUCGGCGACGAGAACGAUUACUCGCUGCAGCGGGCAGUGCAGCGGCACAUGCCCAAGUUGCCGCCGCUGCACCGCGAGUCGAUUCCGACGCCAACGUACCUGCUGGACCGCCCGCUGGCACUCGCAUCGCUGGUCUCGUACGUCGUGCGCUCGGCGCAGCUGGUGCGCAGCGAUGAAGAGACGCGCUCUGCGCGAUCAGCCGCGACGAGCCAGAGCGAGGAAGUGCUGGCCGACGCGCCGCCUCAGAGCGCCGAGGCCGGUGCAGCAGCCGAGGCCGAUGCGCUGGCCAACUUUGUCGAUCUGUGCUGCGACAUUGAGGAGGAGACGGGCGCGGAAAUCGAUCUCGCAGGCUUCGAUCCUGCGCCGCUGCCUCUGCCGCGCGGCCAUCUGCCAGGCAUGGAUCCGCGUCUCGCCACGUCGGCCUCCAUCUCGACGGGUCGCGUCACGCCAGUCAACGGCGCGAGCGGCAGCGGGCACAAUGAGCUGCGCAGCAGUCCGGGCAUCAUCACGGGCUCGCGUAGCCAGACGGGCUCGUACCAAGAGCCAGACGCCUCGACGGUAAGCUUCGAUCGGCAAGGCUCCGCCGGCCGCUCUCGGCGCGCGACAGUCUCGUCUCGGAUACCGACCAAACAGGCACCGCCGCCUUUCAUUGAGGCGUCGCCUGCACCUGACAUCACGCCGCGCAUGCCUUCCGUCGAGAGCAUGCAAGCCAGUGGCGAUGGCGGCUUCAGCAGCACGAAUCUCUCGCUCAACCUCGACGAGCAAUCCGACGACGAGCUGCGCGCAGCAUACCAGAGCUUUGCCGCCUCCUCGUCGCCUGCGCAUCGCGUGCCGCGCUCGCCCGUGCGCGUGUCGCCAGGCAAUAGUGGCGUCGUCGGGCGGAGCGCGGACAGCGUACUGCGUCCCAUGGGGCGACGGCACUCGAGCGACACGUCGCGCUUGACUCACUCUUCGCGCACCACGCGCGGCGAUCGUUCUUCGCCUGCGCCCGUCUUCGAGGCCGGCAGUGGCCACGUCUCGCGCCGCAGCAUCAGCAGCCGCACGACGGCCGCGCAUGCCGGCUUUGCCUCGAGCGACGAGGAGAGCGCAGCGCAGCACAGCGUCCUCUCCGGCACCGUCACCAGCGGCAACUCGGCGAAACGCACACGCAAGAGCUGGUGGCGCCGUGCGGCGGGCGCUUGAAGGGCACGGAGUGAUGCGGCGGCUUGCAAGCGCAAUGCGACGGAUGCGGACAUGCGGGGCGUGAGACAUGCGAGAGAGGGGACGCAGUGAAGAGGCGGUGUGAGCCGAGAGCCAGCCUGGCUUGCGGGAAGGUGACGCGGGUCGUGCUUGAAGGAUGCGAGACGGGUGCGGACAGCGUGGCGUGAGAUGUGGUGACGCGGGCGGAGAAGACAACGCGAAGCGGAGAGGACAGGAAAAGAGGCGCU